CAGUUAAUAAUUUGUGGCUGUCCACUUAAUAUAAGUAAUUGCAGUAUGGAAGGCAUUGAAAAUGAUACCAGUAAUCCUUUGAUUCUAAUGUGUGACUGUAUGAAAGCAUAUGAAGGAAAUUAUUGUGAGGAUGAUUUUGAUGGUUGUACUGAAGUAUCAUGCUUCAAUGAUGCUACAUGUACUGAUGUACCAGCACCUGGAACUGGUGCCACUUGCCCACCUUGUCCUAGUGGAUACACUGGAGAUGGAAUUGUUUGUAAUAAUGAACGUGGGGAAGUGUUUCUUCCAUUCCUUUAUCCAUCAAAUUAUAGUGUGUUUACUGAUGUUGUUGAUGGUUCUGCUAAUGUUGCACUACCAGCUACACUUCAGUUUGGAGGCAUUUCCUAUAACAUAGCUUAUAUUAGCAGCCAUGGAUUGAUCAGCUUUGGCAGUGUUUAUAAUGCCUAUAUUCCAAGGAACUUCCCUCUUGAUAAUAAUUUAGCUGUUGUGGCUCCAUAUUGGGAUGACAGUAUUUUGUCAGGAUCGAGACAGUUACGCUAUCAAAUUGUGUCUGGAUCAUCUUCUCUUAUCUCUCAAGUCAAUACCUUUUUAUCCAGUUUUAUAGAGGAUAACUUUGAAGCUGAUUGGUUGCUGUGGGCUUACUGGCAUGAUGUAUGUUCUUAUGAUGAUUCUAUCUGUUCGGAGCAUGAGUCAAACUUUUUUCAAGUGACUAUAGCAGUACAAGGAAGCGUAACAUAUUCAAUAUUUACAUAUCAGUGUAAUCUCAUCAGAUGGACUCUUUAUAAUGCUGCUGUUGGUUACAGUGUAAAUGGUACCUUUUUUGAAAACCACCAAUUGUCAAGGAAUAGGAGUGUAGUUAAUAUUGAUUGUAAAGGAGCUGUAUCUAACUGGACUAAUGUUGUUUACAGAAUUGAUGAUCUUUCCACUACUGCUAAUACUCCGCCAGUCAUUGAAGCUAGUGAAAAUUUUAUGAUAGCAGUAGGAGAAACAGCAUUAUACACACUACGUAUCACAGACCCUGGAGACUCUAUCAGUGUUACUAUUGAAUUUGAUGGAGAGCUUCCAUACACAUUUAAUCAAGAUGGAUCAAUAUGGACACUUAAUGUAACACUGUCUUCUUUAGUGGAGUUCAAUUUUACUGUGAUAGCUACUGACUCAUUCAACGCAACAUCAACUAUAACUCCACAA
Molecule: messenger RNA, 1188 nt
Organism: Amphimedon queenslandica
Lineage: Eukaryota; Metazoa; Porifera; Demospongiae; Haplosclerida; Niphatidae
Exons: 6
Biological process (GO): cell-matrix adhesion
Source: RefSeq, a predicted model, not a curated record